This is a messenger RNA of Suillus clintonianus, 1076 nucleotides long. Its product is annotated as kinase-like domain-containing protein. Bases 10 to 750 code for a protein of 246 amino acids. Gene Ontology annotation, molecular function: ATP binding; protein kinase activity. Gene Ontology annotation, cellular component: cytoplasm. The transcript is spliced from 5 exons. Gene Ontology annotation, biological process: protein phosphorylation; signal transduction. The record is from RefSeq and is a predicted model, not a curated record. NCBI's taxonomy places the organism in Eukaryota, Fungi, Basidiomycota, Agaricomycetes, Boletales, Suillaceae.
CAGAGGAUAAUGCGUGAAUUCAGGAUAUGCGCCAACCUCAAGCACCAAAAUAUUCUCCCCGUUUAUGGUUAUACUAAUGGCUUCGGCCCAUAUAUAGCGCUGGUCAGUCCUUGGGCGGAGAAUGGAAACUUGACUGCCUAUUUGGAGCGCAUGGGUGCGGAUCUUACUGUCCUUAGACGAUUCGAGAUCCUCAGGGAUAUCAUAGCUGGUCUCCAAUAUCUUCACGCCAACGGUGUGAUCCACGGCGACUUCAAUGGUCCUAAUGUGCUCAUCCAUGGUGAUGGUACUGCGUGUGUUGCCGACUUCGGUCUUUCCUUGAUGUAUUCGGAGGUUAUAAGCGCCUCUCAGGCUUCCUGGACAUCCACGCUCAAGGGAAACAUGCGAUGGAUGGCUCCUGAGCUGCUUGAAGAUCGGGAGGAUGGAUCGCAAGUGCGGCCUAGCGAGCAGAGCGACAUGUAUUCAUUCGGCGGUAUCAUGUUGCAGGUCCUCACUAACAAGGUUCCCUAUUAUCACCUCUCGAAUGAUGCGGCCAUCGUCUUAUGCAUAGCCAAGUCGCAAACACCUUCCCGAUCUCGUUAUCCUCCGCUCCCUGACAAAUACUGGGAGUUAAUCGAGCAAUGUUGGUCUACUGAUCCCCGGGACCGUCCAUCGACGGAGGGUGCCGACGGAGUGAUCAGGAAUGAAUUUUAUACACUAUCGACUCUCGAACUGUUUCGCACACAACCACCUGUUUACGGUACGACUGAAUAGACAGCAUGGUGCUUGGUAUGCUCCUGUAUAGUAAACGUAGGUUCUCACCCCGUACUUCUCUUGUACCGUAAUAGUACUGCAGUUGAACAAGAAUCAUGGUACGCACGUACUACACCGCGAUGCAUAACCAUUCACUAGUACUAAUCAACUAGCUGUUCAAAUUCUAAUACUACUGCAAAUGUGCCUAAUCUUGGCUUCACUAUCACAACAGUGUCGACGGACAGCAAAAAUGCGUGAACAUUUAUGAUAUCCGGUUGGAAGAUGAUGCGCCUUUCUGCGGCAUGCAGUGGCCUCCAGACUUGAAGAACAUCAGUUCCUACCUUGCU